AUGCAAUUAAAGGACUUGGCGUCGAUUGAGCUUCCGCCUACGGCGGACAUGCAUGUGCAUCUCCGACAGGAUGCCAUGAUGGAGCUCUGCACGCCAUUGGUCGAGAAAGGAGGAUGCGACAUAGUCUUUGUCAUGCCAAACCUGACUCCCAAGAUUGGAAGUGUGUCGCAAGCAUUGGAAUAUCACGAAAAGCUGAGCAAGAUUGCUCCCAAUGUCAAAUUCCUCAUGUCACUGUAUUUGCACACUGGUUUGACCGAAGAAGAAAUUGAAAAGGCUGCUAAAUCCGGUGUUGUCUAUGGGGUUAAAUUCUACCCUGCUGGCGUCACAACCAACUCUCAAGAAGGUGUACUCGAUAUCGAGCAACUAUACCCCGUUUUUGCCGCUAUGGAAAAACACGACCUCGUUCUUAACCUUCACGGCGAGAUGAUCAGCACACCCGCUAGUGCCGUGGGAAAACAGGUAGACCCAGUCGUUACUGUUCUCAAUGCUGAGCCGCUUUUCAUCCCUCAACUUGCCAAACUACACAAGGCGUUCCCUAAGCUGCGAAUAAUUUUAGAGCAUGUCAGUACGCGACAGGGAUUGGAAGCCGUUCGUGCUUGUGGUCCAAACGUUGCCGGAACUAUCACUGCGCACCACCUUCAAAUCACAAUCGACGAUGCAGUUGGUGACGUUUUUAACUUCUGCAAACCAGUCGCAAAGACCCCCGAAGACCGUCUGGCGCUAGUCAAGGCCGCCAUCGACGGCUCUGGCAAAUUCUUCUUUGGAAGUGACUCGGCACCUCAUCCAGUUCAGUCCAAGAAAGGACCAGGAGCCACCGCUGCCGGGUGUUUCACUCAGCCAUAUGUUUCUCAAAUCGUCCUCGGCGCUCUCGAGGAGGCUAUUGAACAAGGAUGGAUUCAAGCAGACGAGGUCACCCAAGAAGCCCUCGAGGGAUUCUUGUCCGGAUUUGGGCGGAAAUUCUACAAAGUUCCGACCUCGAACUCAACUAAGAAAAUCCGUCUGGAGAAGAAGGGAGAAAAAAUUCCGGAUAUUAUGAAGUCAGCGGAUGGGGCUGUUGAGAUUGUUCCCUGGGGUCGAGGAAGGGAAAUCAGAACACUUUCGUGGGUUUAA
Molecule: messenger RNA, 1110 nt
Organism: Talaromyces rugulosus
Lineage: Eukaryota; Fungi; Ascomycota; Eurotiomycetes; Eurotiales; Trichocomaceae
Exons: 8
Coding region: 1-1110 (369 amino acids)
Biological process (GO): pyrimidine nucleotide biosynthetic process; 'de novo' pyrimidine nucleobase biosynthetic process
Cellular component (GO): cytoplasm
Molecular function (GO): dihydroorotase activity
Source: RefSeq, a predicted model, not a curated record